Molecule: messenger RNA, 969 nt
Organism: Phytophthora infestans T30-4
Lineage: Eukaryota; Oomycota; Peronosporomycetes; Peronosporales; Peronosporaceae
Exons: 1
Coding region: 1-969 (322 amino acids)
Molecular function (GO): GTP binding
Source: RefSeq, a predicted model, not a curated record
AUGGACCCGCCUUCAAACCCCGUAAACAGUGACUUGGUUGCUGGGUCAGCAGAGUCUCCACCUCUGAACUACCUCUUCUUGGGCAACCCCGGAACGGGGAAGAGCACGCUGAUCAAUUGCCUAGUCGGAACCGCACUUUUCAACUCGGGAUUGAGCUACGGAGGAGGACUGACCAAGGCGUUCCAGACACGCCUUCAUGGCAAUGUCCAAUACAUGGAUACACCUGGUCUGGCCGACCGUAACAUUCAACAAAAGGCCGCGGCAGCCAUCACCGAAGCUCUCCAACAAUCCGGAACCUACAAACUCUUCUUCAUGGUGCGCCUCGAAAACGGUCGCGUCGUCAGUGAUGACCUCGCAACCAUUGAAAUUGUGGUCAGAUCCAUCCAGCUGGACGAAAUCCCGUUCACCGUCGUCGUCAACAAUGUGAAGAAACGUCAAUACAAUAAGAUGAUGGAGAAGGGGGAUGACUAUUUCAAAGUCGUCGCUCUAAUUAACUCCGUCGAAUGCAAGCCGCAGCGCAUCGUAUUCAUUCCGGUGAUCGACAAUCUAGACGAACAGGACAACGCCGUGACACAACUUCCCGCUGACGUCCAGACGUUUAUUCGAACCGAAGCUGCAACUGUUCAAAUUGCUCCCAGCGACGUCACGCCAAUCAAGAUUGAGGACUUCAAGAACGUGUCGGAAAGACUUCGCGCCGAGCAGGAGGAAUUGUUAAACAACAACGCACUGCUACGGCGUAGGAUUGCCGAGCUGAUGGAAAGGUCCAGCACUACUCAGUGUCUUUGGAGAUCAGUGGGAAAGUUUUUGUCUCCUGUGACCGAACGCUUCGCGAAUUUGGUACACUCUUCUCGUCAUUCGGACCCUAGUAGCAACGCUAGUAGGCACGUUAACAAUAAGAAGGCGAAGAACGGGUCAGCAAGUGCUACGCCUAAAGACAGUAAGGACCAGGUUGUAACAAACACCUUAUAA